CGUCGACUCGCUUUAUUUCUGCGUUGCGUUCAAACUAGAGCUGUGCUGCUUGCUUCACGCGCUGCUACUGCAUUCUUGGGAAAAAAUUUCACUGUUGGCAGCGACUGAGAAAUAAAAUUGAAACGUCGACGUUCCGUUCCUUCCUCGGAGAAGAAACCCCCUUCGGAAUAAAAACAAACACUAAGCGUGCGUUCGCGCCAAAUAUUUAUUAACAAUUAGCAAGCGUAAGAAGCAAAGUGAGUGUGCCCCCGCCCUGCCCCCCUUCCAACGAGUUCGAGUGGUCAGCUUCCAUAACUCAAGUCUUGUUACCCACCCGUCCCCAGUGCAUACACUAACGGCUGCCAUCGAGAUGGACAAGCUGGAUGCCAAUUUGGAACAGCAGUUUGAUCUGAAUCUCAUCGAGGCUGUCAAACUGAAUCCCGUCAUUUACGACAGAUCGCACUACAACUACAAACACUUUGUCCGCAAAGCCCAGACAUGGAAACAAAUCGCCGAAACGCUCGGAGUGCCUGAACAAAAAUGUACAAAGCGAUGGAAGAGUCUGCGCGACAAGUUUGCACGCGAGAUGAAGCUGUGCCAGGAAUCGCGCUGGCGCUACUUCAAACAAAUGCAAUUCCUUGUGGACUCCAUCAGGCAGUACCGGGAGUCGUUGCUCGGAAAGUGUGCCAACGGCAGCCAGGGCAACCAGGUGUCUGAUCCGCAACAGCAGCAGCAACAGCAGGCCGUGGUGGACAUCUUUACACAGCCAUUCAAUGGCAGCGCCACGACCUCGGCAGGGGCAUUGACCCAUCCGCACGAAAUCACUGUUACCAGUGAUGCACAGCUGACGACUACGGUGGGCAAGGAGCAGAAGCCAUAUUUCUACGAGCCUCCGCUUAAGCGGGAGCGCGGCGAGGAGGAGCACAGCGACAACAUGCUGAACUCCAUCAAGAUUUUCCAGAACACUGUCUCCCAGGCGGUCAGCGCUGAGGAUCAGUCGUUUGGCAUGGUCGUCACAGACAUGCUCAACACGCUGGGCGUGCGACAGAAAGCCGAGGCCAAGGUGCACAUCAUCAAGUAUCUGACGGACAUGCAGCUACUGGCCCAGCACAACAAGUACUAACUAUCGGGCGGCGGUCACCGACAACUGCUUCAGCUGCUGCAAUUGGAGAGUGUCUUGUCCUGAGAUCAAAAUAACUGGCAGCCACCCCCCACACACACACACAUACA
Drosophila obscura is the source of this 1209-nucleotide messenger RNA. RefSeq names its product transcription factor Adf-1 (gene Adf1). The transcript has 3 exons. Gene Ontology annotation, cellular component: transcription regulator complex; nucleus. Lineage: Eukaryota; Metazoa; Arthropoda; Insecta; Diptera; Drosophilidae. Gene Ontology annotation, molecular function: DNA binding. The record is from RefSeq and is a predicted model, not a curated record. Gene Ontology annotation, biological process: regulation of transcription by RNA polymerase II. The coding region runs from base 350 to 1102 and encodes 250 amino acids.